Messenger RNA from Sorex araneus (European shrew), 840 nucleotides. RefSeq names its product membrane-spanning 4-domains subfamily A member 4A-like. The transcript has 7 exons. NCBI's taxonomy places the organism in Eukaryota, Metazoa, Chordata, Mammalia, Eulipotyphla, Soricidae. Gene Ontology annotation, cellular component: membrane; Golgi apparatus. The coding region runs from base 136 to 840 and encodes 234 amino acids. The record is from RefSeq and is a predicted model, not a curated record.
UACAGAUUUGCACUGAGUGAGGUUUGGAGUUUGAGAAAUUCAAACUGAAUGAUUGCACCCGAACUGAAGCCACUUUCUCAGUCUUGACACUCAGCAGACAUCGAAGGCUUUAAAAAAAGCCCCUCCUUUGCUGCCAUGACAACCAUGAACGGACUGGAACAGACCAUAUCAGCAGCUGGAAUGUCCCAGCCAGGGAAUCCUGCUACUCUACAUUCAUAUUUUUGGAAAGGGAUGCCAGAGAAAUUCUUAAAGGGAGAGCCAAAAGUCCUGGGGGUUGUGCAGAUCAUUAUUGCCAUGGUGAAUUUCAGCUUUGGAAUAAUAAUGAUGUGCACCUCAUUUCCUUUUUAUGGACCGGAUCCCUUUAUUACGUACACUGGGUACACAGUUUGGGGGUCUGUGAAGUUCAUUGUUUCAGGAUCUUUGUCAAUUGCAGCAGCAAAGAGAACUACAAAAGGACUGGUCCGAGCUAGCCUAGGAGUGAACGUCACUAGCGCUGUGUUGGCUGGAAUAGGGAUUAUACUGACUUCAAUCAGCUUGAGUGCUUUUCCAUUCCGUUAUCAUUACUGUGGCUAUUAUAAGGUGUUACCCAAUUGUCCCAUGGUAGCAUUUAUUUUAAUGGGACUAGAUGCAGUAGUGCUCAUUUUAAGCGUGCUGGAAUUCUGUAUUGCUAUAUCCCUCUCAGCCUUUGGAUGCAAAGUAAUCUGUUGUAACCCUGCUGGAGUUGUAUUCAUUAUGCCAUCAAAUUCUCACACGGCAGAAAUAGUAUCUCCUGAACAGAUGAGAGGCAACUUGAUGCCAGCAACGGAUCAACAGAAGAAUGUUCCAGAAGACUUAUAUUGA